AUGUCUGCCCAACCAGCAUCGCCCACUGGCGCUGGCGACGACAAGAAUCACAUCUCCCACGUCGAGGCGUCCAAUGAUGAUGGCGUUUUCGAGAAGGGCGGCCAGGAAGAGCUCGACCAGUUCGGCUCGCACAAGAAAACAGAUCCCAGAGAGAUUGCGCUUGUGAAGAAGCUCGACCGCUUCAUGCUGCCCAUUCUUUGGCUCAUGUACUUCUUCAACUUCCUCGAUCGCAAUGCUAUGAUCAACGGACGACUGAAUGAUCUCGAAGAUGAUCUUGGUCUCGUCGGAACACAGUACAAUACCUGUGUCUCCAUCUUGUUUGUGGGUUAUCUGUGUGGUCAAAUUCCCUCCAACAUGAUCCUCAACCGUGUGCGCCCAUCUUGGUACAUGUCCGGUUUCUGCAUGGCGUGGUCCAUCACCAGUCUUCUUACCUACAAGGCUCACAACUACGAGACCAUGCUCGUCUGCCGCUUCCUCCUCGGCAUCACAGAGGCACCUUUCUACCCUGGCGCUCUCUACAUGAUCAGCAUGUUCUACACCCGCAAGGAAAUCGCCACUCGCAUGGCCAUCUUCUACACCGGCAACAUGCUGGCUAGUUCUUUCUCCGGACUCAUCGCUGCCGCCAUCUUCAACCUUGACGGCAAGCAGGGCCUCGCCGGCUGGCAAUGGGUCUUCAUCAUCCAGGGCGCUCUGUCGAUCCUCGUCGCCAUCCUUGCAUUCUUCACUCUGCCCGACAGCCCUCUCAAGACUCGUUGGUUGAACCAGGAGGAGCGCGAGCUCGCCCAUGCCCGCAUCUACACCGACCAGACCGGUCGUCGCGAGGCCACCAGCGUGUGGACUGGUCUCCGCGAGGCCGCCUCGGACUGGCGCGUCUGGGUCUUCUGUCUCAUGGACAACUUGCAUCUAUCGGCCAAUGGUUUCAAGAACUUCCUCCCUACCGUCAUUGAGACCCUGGGCUACAGCAAGACCGUCACCCUGGCCCUGACGUGCCCCCCCUACCUCCUUGCAGGCGGCAUGAGCGUCGCCGUGUCCUGGUCGUCCGGCCGUUACAACGAACGCACGUGGCACACCACCAUCAGCAAGCUACUCGCCAUCCUUGGCUUCGCCCUCUCUGUCGCCACCCUCAACGUCCCCGCACGCAUGGUGGGCAUCUUUAUCUUCUGUGGCUUCACUUACGGGGUAAAUAAUCUGAUUUUAGCGUGGACGGCCAGUGUUGUUGGCCAGACGGAUGAGAAGAAGGCCGUGGCAAUCGCCAUGUGCAACACUAUGGGUAACCUGGCCAGCGUGUACACUCCUUACCUCUGGCCGAGCAAGGACGAGCCCCGCUACCUGACGGCCAUGCUGGCAAGCAUUGGCUUCUCUUUUGGAGUUAUUAUCUGCGCGUGGGUUAUGCGGUUAUCACUCCAGCACCAAAACAAGAAGCUGAGGGAGCGGGACCCGGGCGCGAUCAACUUGUACGUGUACUGAGGAGUUGAUAGCUCUUUACGAUGCAGUUGA
Verticillium dahliae VdLs.17 is the source of this 1497-nucleotide messenger RNA. Its product is annotated as MFS transporter. NCBI's taxonomy places the organism in Eukaryota, Fungi, Ascomycota, Sordariomycetes, Glomerellales, Plectosphaerellaceae. Gene Ontology annotation, cellular component: membrane. The transcript is spliced from 8 exons. Gene Ontology annotation, molecular function: transmembrane transporter activity. Gene Ontology annotation, biological process: transmembrane transport. The record is from RefSeq and is a predicted model, not a curated record. The coding region runs from base 1 to 1467 and encodes 488 amino acids.